This is a messenger RNA of Aspergillus calidoustus, 1227 nucleotides long. Lineage: Eukaryota; Fungi; Ascomycota; Eurotiomycetes; Eurotiales; Aspergillaceae. The record is from the annotation of a GenBank genome assembly.
AUGUCUGAGCCCAUUAGGAAUAAGAAGGCAGAUUUUCCUGUCGCUCCAACACCGCAAAACACGCCUGCGAACAAUGCACCCAUUUCUUCUCAUGCUCAGCAACCUGGAGUUUCCAGCAUCAAAGAAGAGGGCUUCGACCCUGCUACUGCGGCUUCUUUGUUUGCAAGGAACCCCGCGCUGGUAUCGAUGAUUCAAGGAAAACUUGGCUCGCUUGUUGGUCGCUCAUCCGGCUACAUUGAGUCCUUGCCCGCCUCUGUCCGCCGCCGUGUCGCCGGUCUGAAGGGUAUCCAAAAGGAGCAUUCAAAGCUGGAAGCCCAGUUCCAAGAAGAGGUUCUCGAACUUGAAAAGAAGUAUUUUGCGAAAUUCAGCCCGCUUUACGAGAGACGUGCUACAAUCGUUAAUGGAGAUGCCGAGCCAACCGAUGUUGAGAUUGAGGCUGGCAAGGCUGAGGAAGAGGACAUCGAUGCAGCUAAGGAUGAAGAGCCGAAGAAGGAAGAGGAGGAGUCCCCGAUGGCCGGUAUCCCAGAGUUCUGGCUCUCCGCCAUGAAGAACCAGAUUUCGCUCGCCGAAAUGAUUACUGACAGGGACGAAGACGCUCUCAAGCAUCUCACAGAUAUCCGCAUGGAGUACCUUGAUCGCCCGGGAUUCAGACUCAUUUUCGAAUUUUCCGAAAACGAAUUCUUCACGAACAAGGCGAUUUCAAAAACAUACUAUUACAAGGAGGAGAAUGGAUAUGGAGGCGACUUUAUCUAUGAUCAUGCCGAGGGCACCAAGAUCGACUGGAAGGAUGAAAAAGAUUUGACUGUUCGCGUGGAAAGCAAAAAGCAGAGGAACAAGAACACAAAACAGACUCGUGUGGUCAAGAUUACAGUACCAACAGAGUCCUUCUUCAACUUCUUCGCCCCCCCUCAGCCCCCAGCGGAUGACGAUGAUACCGUCGCUACGGAUAUCGAGGAGCGUCUCGAACUCGACUACCAGCUCGGAGAAGAUAUCAAGGAGAAGCUUAUCCCCCGCGCAAUCGAUUGGUUCACUGGCGAGGCCCUUCAAUUUGAAGAACUUGGUGACGAUGUGGAUCCCGAUGAGUUUGAUGAGUUUGACGAUGAGGAUGAUGAUGAGGAUGAUGAAGAUGAAGAUGGCCGAGGCUCUGAUCGAGAUGUUGAUGACUCUGACGAAGAGGAUGGUACUUCCAAGCCAAAGAAAGAGGCGGCCGAGUGCAAGCAGAGCUAG